Messenger RNA from Eriocheir sinensis (Chinese mitten crab), 4822 nucleotides. RefSeq lists its product as uncharacterized. Lineage: Eukaryota; Metazoa; Arthropoda; Malacostraca; Decapoda; Varunidae. The coding region runs from base 1413 to 2552 and encodes 379 amino acids. The transcript is spliced from 2 exons. The record is from RefSeq and is a predicted model, not a curated record.
GGCGCCAGCUACAAGCAUCUCACAAGUCGCCACCUACGUGCAACUCACACGGCGCCAGCUACAAGCAUCUCACAAGUCGCCACCUACGUGCAACUCACAAGGCGCCAUCUACAAGCCUCGAGCACACCAGCUAUAAGCAACUCUACAGGCGUCCAGCCUACAAGCCUCGAGCACACCAGCUACAAGCCUACAGGCUCUACAGCCUACAAGCCUCGAGCACACCAGCUUCAAGCAACUCUACAGGCGUCACGCCUACAAGCCCCGAGCACACCCACAGGCCUACGCAGCCGAUAGCGAGGGCCACAAUCUACAAGCCGCUCCCCCGCUUCAAGCCAGCACUGCUACGUACCCUGCAAGCCACUCCACGAUACGGCAGAGGUAUUCACACCUGCAACGAGGAGGCACGCCCCGCUGACCUUGGGACACCCCGCAUGCCCCUCGCUCCACAGCUGGCGGCACCACCGCCGCUGCCGGGAGCAUCGGCCCAAACCUCUUCCGGCAAGCAGUCAGCAAGGGUACCCGCGGACAUCUCCCGGUGACUGCAAGCUGUUCCCACUACCGUUUCUUGCAAGGCGUCUUCUCAAGAGGUUACACACCCAAGUCGUCUUGUCUGCCACCGCCGCCCCUCUCUUACUAUAACAAGGACGACGCGGCCAUCAUACGUCUGGCGGCAGUGUACCAGCUCCCAGCCGCGCACCGCGGCCGCUCAUUUUGCUGGGUCAGCAGUUUUUCAACCUCCAUUGUGAGUCCUCUGAUGUCAGCCCAUCCCUCACCUCUCACCGCCGCUGUGGCCGCGGCCAAGGCUUCCUGACGCGCCUACAACGACUGCACGUAACCCAGGGCAUCACAAGCCGUCGCCCUCUCCACUACAUCAGCUGAUUAAUCUUGGUAUUUGUGGAUAUUCCCUUCUUGUCCAAAUAUGCCGACUCGGCUCAUUUUCAUUAUUAUCCGUGCAAAGGCACGAUUUUUUUAUUUCUGUGUUCCUACCGCUGUUAAUCAGUCAUAAUUGUGAGAGUAACGUUCAUUCGCAUACGAUAUUGAUUCUUUCUUAUUGUUUGCUAGCGAGUCUAUUGAGUAUAGUGUGAGUUCCCUGAUCAAAUUUAAUCUUCAUCAGUGUGCCCUGCCUCCGUUUUCUUUUCACCGCUCGAGAGAAAACGUGAGCUUCAAUGGUAUACUCACUUAACAUACCACUUUGUUUAUAUAGUUAUUCUUUCUAUAUAUACCCAUAUCAUUAGGGCAUUCCAUUAUAACCUUAACUUCUAUUACGUCUAAACAGGCACCUUGCUAGCCAUUCUUUCUUGCCUUUUUAGGGUUUUCAACGCAAACUAUUCAUUCAUACACGUUCCGUUUAUUGGUUCAUAUUUACAGCUAUCAACAUAUGCUCCUAUUUUGUAAAUGAUUUACACCAUAGUAUGAACAAAGACACUCUCGCUAAACUCGGCGACACCUUUAAACAGUUGGCUCGUCCUUCAAGUGAGGAGGAAUUGGAGCACGGUGCAACCACCGGUGAUUUAAAUGUGGUGAAUUUGCGAUCGGGGGCUACGUACUCUUCCCUCCCAAGGGAUAGCGCCCCUUCACCUUCAGAAUCGUCUGAAUACUUAACCCCCACUCGGCCGAACACAAUGCCUGUCGAUCCACCUCCCCCUCCUCCUCCUGGGGCCCCACACCACUUCCCCCCGCCCCCGAUUCGGGUCAUUCCAACUCACGCCAGUAUUCGACAAUUCUCGGGAGGCGAGACCGAUUUUUCGGCGCGACAGUUUUUAGAUUUGUGUGAAUCUGCCAUCGUAAAUUCCUCCAUUACGGAAGAUCAUGAUAAAAUCGCUUUCAUUCGGUCACGGUUACUUCCAGGCUCUCGGGCACUGAAUUUGAUGCAGUCCUCAGCGUUCGCUUCGGGGGACAUUGGUGUAAACUAUGAGGUUUUUAAAGGGAAUUUCAUUAAAAUCUUCGGGGGCGGGAGUAAACCAAGCAUCGUUAGACAGAUGGCACACACGGUUGAGUCCCUCCAAAAAAAUUCCUCAACAAAGCCGAUUUGGGACGCCAUGAUUGAGGCCAAUCAGCUGGCGGUUGACUGUGUCAAGAGCUUGGAAGACGCGCUCUGGCUUCCAGGGGGCUGUAUGCAAAAGCACCAGGUGAAGACAGCUUUCGAGUUGUUUUUUUACUUAUUUCAUAUUUCAGAGAAGAACCGCCGUUCUGCCCUCCCUUUGGCCUUCAAACCGAGCGGGAAGUUGGUUGACUUCGUCUCAGAGUUAGAGGUCAAGGUUCAGGAACACCCUCACCAUCAACCCCUCGCCCCAGCAGCAGCAUUGCAAGCACAAAAUCAUGAUGUUGCGUUUUCUGACCAUCUUGUUGUCCCUUGGCUCCCUGCUUGCAACAACACCCAUCCACCUGAAGCCUGGUGCCCUCACGGCACACAUAGGAGAGGUCUUCCUCAUAGAAGAUGUGCUCCUCGUAAAAUAUCCAUAUACUUCCUUGACCAACACCACGGACACAAUCAGGAUAGUCUCAGAAAAACUACUCGGCAUGGCAGACGCCAUCCGGGCUACCAAGACUAGGGAAUCAAAGGCUCCUUCUAGUACCAACUCUCUGACUCUUUUUCAACUACUGGAGGAUAGGAUUCUGUUCUUACGGGGAAAAGUUGAUGAGGUAAACAUGGAUUAUAGUUUUCACUCCGUUCACUCUCGGGUAAAGAGGGGGUUGCUCAACAUCGUGGGGUCCGCCUCAAAGUUCCUUUUCGGUACGGCUACCGACGAGGACGUUCGCGAUUUGCGGGACCACUACGCUCAUGUACUUUCCUUUGCUGCUAGAAAUCGCAGGGUGAUCAACGCCAAUUGUAGAAAACUUGCGCAAUUGCAUACUAACAUUGACGAACUGCUAGAGCAGACAAAUAAGAUGGUAGAGGUUAUCAACAUAGUUGUCAAACAGAUCGACCAGGUGAAUCAGUUUCUCCUCCUAGAUCAGGCCUUGCAUGUAUUGGAAAACGUCAUUACCUCCGUCGCAACGGCUAAUCAGCAGGUUAUUAGCAACAUGGUUGAUGCAGCGCACGGUAGAGUCACACCUGCCUUGUUCCCUCUACACGAUUUGAGAACGACUGUCCAGAUCGGGUAUCAAAAUUAUAGCCUGACGCCUUUAUUCACCCCGGACAUGAGUCAAUAUUUUUACCCCUUGAUUGAGUCCAGCCUCACCCCUGAUGCCAUAAUCAUUCAUGUUCCGUUUCAGACGGCGGACGUGUUUGAGGCACACGAAAUUGUCCCGUUCCCUUUUUCGGCAAAGGACAGUGUGUUGGCCCUGGACACGUCCCCGUCUCUUGUUCUAAUCGCGAAGGAUUUCGCUCUGUAUUCAACGGGUAGCUACUCACUCUUGCAGUAUUGCAAGGAGACGGUCUUCGGGCGAUUCUAUUGCUCUGCGUCUCUCUUUGCCUUCCUUCCAGUUCGGGGAGGGGUUUGCGAGAUCGCCCUCACCCGCGUGAACGCGUCUGACGCUCUUUCCCUGUGCCCUUACAAGCAGCUAACACCAACGCCUGUUUUCCAUAAGAACUUCCAGGGUCUGCAUUAUUUUUAUUUCCCUCAGUCAUUCUAUGUAUCGGUCAUCUGCCCGGAGGGUACCACUUAUCAACGGGUUACUGGUCACUAUGCCAUAGCGGAAGCAUGCUAUAUCCGCUCCACUAACAUAACAACGUACCCGUCCCGGAUUCGUCUGGUUUUCACGGCCAAUAUUUCCCAUCGAGUGUUUCCUCUACGGUCUCUCGAUGACAUUCAUUUCUCCAGCAUCUCGUAUGUGACUAAUUCCCUUAAUUCAUUGUCUUUCGCGAACAAAACAGAGUUUGCGGUAACCCUGGAGGAAACGCUGCCUGCUUAUUUGCAUCUCCCCUACCUGUACCCUGGAUUUUUUGUACCAAUGUUUCUGAUGUUCGUCAGUCUCGUCGUCAUGUGCUACCUUAUUAGGAGAAACUCUGUCCUGCACGAUUAUUUGGUUGUGCAGACACGGCGCCUGGAUGCAGGGAGGCCACUGGCAAGGUAGUUUUUCCUUUUCUCAGACAAGUCAGGGGACAGAAACCUGGCUGCUCCUAUACUUAACAUUGUACUGUGUUUCACUACUGUAUUUUUUUUUUAGGAGCUAGAUCAACGUUUCAUUGUCUGUAACUAUGCCAGUUGAUAGUUUCUUAUACAUGUGUCCUUAUAUUUAUCUUUUGAGAGGUUUCUUAUGUUUCAUGUCACACACGUUGUGGUUUCCCUCUCCCUAUUUAUAUUAUAAUACCACAUCUGUUCUUACAUCGCCAGUGUUUUAAUAUAAUUGUAUCAUGGGCAGUCUGCUUGUCUAUGUAUGUUCAUGGUACCUAGACUGCUAUUUCGAUUUUUAUAUAUCGCGAGGUCGCGAUCACUGGUAGGUGACCGAGCAGUGUUAUAGUAGGAUAUCAAUGUAUUAUUAUUAUUUAAUAUCACCACGAAUUAGGCAUACAAUUGUCAAUGGAAAAACCCCACGACAGAUAGAUCACGCCACCUUAUAGGAAUGUCGUCCGUCAGUGUUUACCGUCUCAGUUUUGUAUACUUAGCACUCCGAUGGUGCGUGGAGGUCACCUUGACAUACGUGACCAAUUGUAACAAUUAUUUUCCAACCUGUAACUCGCGCACUCCUUCACGAGAGUCCGACUGACACACAACGACAGUCGCUCUCGCUCCGUCGCUUCUUGUACAUAAAGGCUACGAAUAUAAUUCGCCUUAAGGAAGCUGAAGUCUUAAUCAACACCCUUUAAACGCCCCCCGACAAGCCCGUUACAGCCCAGCUCUGAUAUAUAUAUAGUUCCUACUGUUUAUUUUAAUGUUUA